Mercurialis annua (annual mercury) is the source of this 659-nucleotide messenger RNA. Its product is annotated as small nuclear ribonucleoprotein SmD3b. Gene Ontology annotation, biological process: RNA processing; spliceosomal snRNP assembly. Lineage: Eukaryota; Viridiplantae; Streptophyta; Magnoliopsida; Malpighiales; Euphorbiaceae. Bases 52 to 447 code for a protein of 131 amino acids. Gene Ontology annotation, molecular function: RNA binding. Gene Ontology annotation, cellular component: commitment complex; catalytic step 2 spliceosome; U4 snRNP. The transcript is spliced from 5 exons. The record is from RefSeq and is a predicted model, not a curated record.
AAACUGAGUGAAGGGUUUGAGUUGAUUAGGGUUUUACAGAGAGAAGGAGCAAUGAGCAGGAGUUUAGGGAUACCGGUAAAGCUGCUUCACGAGGCAUCUGGUCAUAUAGUGACGGUGGAGCUGAAGAGCGGAGAGCUUUAUAGAGGAAGCAUGUUGGAGUGCGAAGAUAACUGGAAUUGUCAGCUCGAGAACAUUACUUACACUGCUAAGGAUGGAAAGGUUUCACAGCUUGAGCAUGUUUUCAUUAGAGGCAGCAAAGUCAGGUUUAUGGUUAUACCAGAUAUGCUAAAGAAUGCUCCUAUGUUCAAGCGUCUUGAUGCGAGAAUCAAAGGCAAGAGCGCAUCACUCGGAGUUGGCAGGGGUAGAUCUGUUGCUAUGCGGGCUAAAGCUCAAGCUGCUGGCCGUGGAGCCCCUGGUAGAGGCACUGUACCACCUGUUAGGAGGUGAAGGUCAUAUUACUUGAUGGAAUUUUUCUUUUGUUGUCUGCUCAAGUAUGUAGGACCCUGCUCUUGAUAUCCUCAAUUUGGGUUAAUUUUUUUGACGAGGAGUGGGAGAUCUUAUUACCUGCACUAUAGUGUGACUUAUCAAUCUUGUAUGCCUGUAUUGGAUAGUUCUAAAAUUGAUACAAUUGUGUGCUGUGCAUAUUAUGCUGUUCCUGA